Mirounga angustirostris (Northern elephant seal) is the source of this 1577-nucleotide messenger RNA. RefSeq names its product chromosome unknown C15orf40 homolog (gene CUNH15orf40). Gene Ontology annotation, cellular component: cytoplasm. Bases 50 to 520 code for a protein of 156 amino acids. Lineage: Eukaryota; Metazoa; Chordata; Mammalia; Carnivora; Phocidae. The record is from RefSeq and is a predicted model, not a curated record. The transcript is spliced from 4 exons.
GGAGCGCUCUUCCGGCGCCGCUUCGCCUCCGCCCGGCUCCCCGGCGGGGAUGCUGCGGCGGAGCGGCUGGCUGAGGCGGCUCCCGUCGAGACCCGGGGCCGGAGCCCGUGCCCGGCUCCCCUCAGGCGCCGAGAUGCCCAGGAAAGGCGGUGCGACGAACAAGGCUAAGAACCAGAGCAAGGAGCCAGAGAGGCCACUUCCUCCCCCGGGUCCUGUGGCGGUUGAUCCUAAGGGUGGCGUCACCAUAGCCAUCCGUGCCAAACCCGGGUCCAAACAAAACGCUGUGACAGACGUGACAGUGGAAGCUGUGAGCGUGGCCAUAGCAGCCCCCCCGUCGGAAGGAGAGGCUAAUGCCGAGCUCUGUCGGUACCUCUCCAAGGUCUUGGAGCUCAGGAAGAGUGACGUGGUUUUGGAUAAGAAAUUGAUGUAUGAAGGUAAAAACCCUGGAGAGUUGUCAACAUUUGUAGUACGGCGGAAUCUAGGGAUACAGCUGCUGGUUAGACCAGAAACCCAGAGAUGAGCGGGAGAACGCGCUAGCUCGGCUGUCGGGAAAGCUGCAGCCCAUCAGCGGCAGCCCCGAGGACUCAGCUUUGAUGGCCGCAGCUGAGCCCUGCUCUCUCUAAUAGCACUAGAAUGCUCAGUGAGUCAUCCUCACACCAUUUUUUCCUUUUGGUCCAGGGUGGUAAAUCUCGUGAAAAAGUGGUGAAGCUAUUAGUGUCCACAACUGCAGAAGAGAUCUUGGAGAAAUUAAAGCAGCAAGUUGAAAAAAAAUAAAAGCAAGUUAUGAGAAGUACAUCCUUGAGAAGCUUUUUAAUUGCUAUUCAUGAAGAGGCUGUUAAGUAGGAAAAUGUAUUUCAGUGCACUGAAGAACAUGAAAAAAAAAAUUUAAGAACAGGACUCAAAAGAGAAGUAGGAAUUUUAAAAGUAUUGUAUGUUCGAUGUAGGUUCUGACAUCCAGACAGUUUGGAACAUGUUAGUCCGAUUUCAUUGCAUUACAAAAUAACAGAACUGGAAGAGAUCUUCAAGACGACCUCAGUCGGCCCCUUUCAUCCUGUGACGGGGCUUCUGCUAUCCAGAAGUUGAGAGUCUUGUUCAGGAUCACACCAUGCGGGAUGGCAGCUAGGACCCAGGGCUCCUGGUUGGAUGCAGUUUAUCCUGAUUGUAAAUGAAGAUGUUUCCACAGCACUCUAGGGUUCUGAGAAUUGCCUUCUCUAGAGUUUACAAGUGACAGAAGAAAACCUGUCACACUGCUUUGUGGUCUUACUUUAUAUUUUAAAAGGCUUAUCUAAAUACAAAAAUGCUUUUUGUGUCUUUUGAAAACUCUAUGGAGCAUUUUGUGAAAAAGUAAGAGUAAUCAGGACUUGUAAUUUACUGUUAAUUAUUUUGGGGAAGUCACUGAAUUUUUGUCCUCAUUGGAUGGUGCAGUCUUCAAAUGUGGUAGUUCUAUGAAUCUCCAAAGAUCCUUAAAAGAAGAGGGCCUGGAAGCUACUUUCAGUAUUUGUAAAAGCCUAUCAGAAAUCAUAUCUACAUUAAAGCUUCAAAAGCUAAUAAUAAAUACCUUGUUUUUCAAUAUCCAA